UGCUGGAUAUCAGACUUGCAUCAGCGGCGAUGCUGGUCGGAACGACACAGAACGGGCAACAGGGCCAGGGUGGUGCUUAGUAGCGGCAUGGUAAGGCGCUGAUUGAUACGAUGCGAUGGGUUUUGGCGGGCCCAGAGCGCGCCGUGGCCGUUGCUGUUGGAUUCUCGGCCGCGUUGGUAGGGUCGGCGCAAUCGCAAACUCGUCGCCACUGUGACGCUGCGGCGGGGCGCUUUUUCCACGCGGCGGGGCAGCAGCUGCCAAAGCAAAACAACGCAGCUUCCCGCAUCAUUCCCAACACACUGCCCUUCUUUACUCUUCCCCCCGUCUCCUCCAAGCAGUUUCUCCAAUCACCCCAAAACUAAGCCGCGAAAGCCACUCACCAUGUCUUCCUCCCUCGAUCAAUUGAAGGCCACCGGCACUGUGGUCGUCUGCGACUCGGGCGACUUCGCGACCAUCGACAAGUACAA
Messenger RNA from Paraphaeosphaeria sporulosa, 467 nucleotides. RefSeq lists its product as uncharacterized. The record is from RefSeq and is a predicted model, not a curated record. NCBI's taxonomy places the organism in Eukaryota, Fungi, Ascomycota, Dothideomycetes, Pleosporales, Didymosphaeriaceae. The transcript has a single exon. Bases 111 to 362 code for a protein of 83 amino acids.